Suillus paluster is the source of this 727-nucleotide messenger RNA. RefSeq lists its product as uncharacterized. The record is from RefSeq and is a predicted model, not a curated record. The transcript has 8 exons. Bases 153 to 368 code for a protein of 71 amino acids. NCBI's taxonomy places the organism in Eukaryota, Fungi, Basidiomycota, Agaricomycetes, Boletales, Suillaceae.
AUCAGAUCAAGACAUGACAGUGACACGACACGAAGAGUCGGUCUGUGAAUUGGGUCUGAAAUCCGGCUUCCCAAAGAUAUAAAGGUUCCACUCCCUGCAUCGAUUCUACAGUUCAACACCCCAAGUAACACACUCUUACCGAUCUAGCCACCAUGAAGCUCGCUUUGUCUUGUGCUUUUUUUGCCAUCGCUUUGGUACAGAUGACGGCAGCGGCACCCGUCGUCGACAACAGCCUGGAGCAGAACCUCGAAUCUCGUCUCAUCAGACUCUAUUUGUUUGACCCCGAAUCUGAUGAAGUCGUCGAGAAGCGCGCUGAGCAGAACCUCGAAGCUCGUAGUCAACCAUAUGACUUUGCUGAGGACUCUUGAUGUCGGAGAUGUUAAUCUCGACUAAAAGGCUCGGCGUUGUGAAUCCCGGCAGUCAGUGGAGUUGAUUUUCCACAGCCCAAAUCAGUCUAGUAACUGUGUUUAUCAACAUGUACCAUCACUAUAACCCACAGUUUAUCUUGUGUUUGUCUUCUUGAUUUAGCUGACCUGUAGAGUACCAACAAGUAGAUCUUGUCCUCUGAUCUUUCGAAUGCGUCAUCCACGUCUUUGUUCAUUGUCUAGGUAUCUUCAACGCUGAGCUACGUACUUUAUUGAGUGGCUUAAAGCGGCUUAGUCACGGUUCUCGCGCAAUCGAUAUCGAUAUCCUUAGCGCAAUUCGUACUUUGGAGAGGCGUAAAUUG